Molecule: messenger RNA, 975 nt
Organism: Ostertagia ostertagi
Lineage: Eukaryota; Metazoa; Nematoda; Chromadorea; Rhabditida; Trichostrongylidae
Source: the annotation of a GenBank genome assembly
UUGAACAGUUUGCCUGACCGCAAGCAACUAUUCUGCUUUCGCUUGAACAGGUCUGAAAGCAAAGGUGUUUUUGUGAAAAAGAAAUUCACUCGAAGAGUCAAAGGGAAAGCAGCAACGAGCGGAUAUGGACGGAUCGUUUUCCUGCUAGACUAUACUGAAUGCGAUGUCGAACAGCCAAACAACGGUACGGAUGGAGCGUGUUCGCAAUAUAUGUAUUUCCACACAGCUGAGUUUUCGUUUGGAAUAGAUUAUAAUUUUGCGUCAAAACUGUGGGAGGUGGUGCUGCUGCGGAACUCAGGGCGAGCAAGGCAUCGUGAACACUAUGCCGAUCGUUUGGGGAACACUCAUGCAUCUAAACAAACGAAAAAGAUCUAUAAUUUUGAAGCAUCAUUCUAUGAAGCUGAGGACCUGUGUGUGGCGGAGGGCGGACAUUUGGCUUCCAUCCAUAGCCAGGAAGAAAACGAUCUCGUUUACUGGCUGAUGACCAACAACGAGCCAACAAUAAAAGAGUCUGAUCAAGCGUGGAUAGGUCUGAGAAGGAAGCUGCUUCUGUGGAAUCACCUCGCGGAAGACCAAAAACGAAGCUACAGUGCGUGGACCUGGACGGAUGGCUCUCCAGUUGACUAUUUCGAGUGGGAACCCGCUCAGCCAGACAACUUUGCAAAGAGCGAAUCAUGCGUACAGGUAAAUAACCUCCCAUCAACAUUCUAUGAUGCUGAAAAAAUAUGCAUUGGAAAAGGCGGACAUUUGGCUUCCAUCCAUAGCGACGACGAGAACAAACUCGUUUACGGGUUGGCGAAAACGAACGCCUGGAUAGGUUUACGAUUAGCAGCGCCAAAAAGCAGUCUAUGGAUUUGGACAGAUGGAUCUCCUGUGGACUUCCUCAAAUGGGCUCCGGAAGAGCCACACACUUGGAGUGCUAAGGAAGGAUGCGCGCAGGUAUUCAAUGCUACUAAAGAGCUUUACGACACCCAU